CAGGCAGGCUGCAGGCAGGGCACAGCUCACUUGUUUUCAACUGCCUCUCAGGAUCUGUGUUAGUUGUUCUCUCCUCUUUGGGGAGGGAAGGAAAGUUCCUCACCCACUCCUUGGAAAACGCCCUCCCUGGGAUGCUCCAGUAGGAGCUGGUGGGAGGGAAGGAGUGCUGACUGCAGAAAAUGUCAUGAGAGCAAAAAAAACACACACCAAAGGCAACUGACAGGAGAGAGAAGUUGUCCUCAGAUCCCUGCUUCCAGCAGCAAGGCGAAGGGACGGCUCUGCAGGCGCUGGCAGGACGCACAGAUGAAGUUCAGGCUGGCGGGAGCGGGGACCAACGGGCUUCGGCUGACGAUGGAGAGCGCGCUGACGGCCCGCGACCGUGUCGGGGUGCAGGACUUUGUGCUGCUGGAGAACUUCACCAGCGAGGCAGCAUUCAUUGACAACCUUCGGAAGCGCUUCAAGGAGAAUCUCAUCUAUACGUACAUUGGCUCCGUUCUGGUGUCUGUUAAUCCAUACAAGGAGCUGGAAAUCUACACCAAACAGAACAUGGAGCGAUACCGUGGGGUCAGCUUCUAUGAAGUUUCUCCUCACCUCUACGCCAUUGCAGACAACUCCUACCGCUCCCUGCGCACAGAGAGGAGGGAUCAGUGCAUCCUGAUCUCGGGGGAGAGCGGGGCUGGCAAAACUGAGGCCACCAAGAAGAUCCUGCAGUACUAUGCCAUGACCUGUCCUGCCAGUCAGCAGGUGGAAACCGUGAAGGACCGUCUGUUACAGUCCAACCCCGUCCUGGAGGCUUUUGGAAAUGCCAAAACCAUUCGGAACGACAACUCCAGCCGCUUUGGGAAGUACAUGGACGUGCAGUUUGAUUACAGGGGGGCUCCUGUUGGGGGCCACAUCUUGAACUACCUCCUGGAGAAAUCCCGCGUCGUGCACCAGAAUCACGGAGAGAGGAACUUCCACAUUUUCUACCAGCUGCUAGAAGGAGGGGAGGAGGACUUGCUGCGAAGGCUGGGCCUUGAGAAGAGCCCCCAGCAGUAUCACUAUUUAGUAAAGGGUCACUGUGCAAGGGUCAGCUCCAUAAAUGACAAGAAUGAUUGGAAGGUCAUGCGAAGAGCCCUGUCCAUUAUCAGCUUCAACGACAGCGAGGUGGAGGAUCUGCUGAGCAUCGUGGCCAGUGUCCUGCAUCUGGGGAACGUGCAGUUUGCUGCUGAUGAGGAAGGAAAUGCUCAGGUCACUACAGAGAACCAGAUUAAAUACCUGGCCAGGCUUCUGGCAGUGGAGGGCUCUGUGCUUCGAGAUGCUCUGAUCCACAAGAAGAUCAUAGCUAAAGGGGAAGAGCUGAUCAGCCCCCUGAACCUGGAGCAGGCAGCCUACGCCAGGGACGCGCUGGCCAAGGCCGUCUACGGACGCACGUUCUCCUGGCUGGUGAACAAGGUUAACAAGUCUCUUGCUUACAAGGAAGGAGAGUUUCCAGGCUGGAGAAGUACUACAGUUCUAGGAUUGCUUGAUAUCUAUGGAUUUGAGAUUUUCCAGCACAACAGCUUUGAGCAAUUUUGUAUUAAUUACUGUAAUGAGAAGCUGCAGCAGCUCUUCAUUGAGCUGACACUGAAGUCAGAGCAGGACGAAUACGAGUCGGAAGGAAUCGCGUGGGAACCAGUUCAGUAUUUCAAUAACAAAAUCAUCUGUGAUUUGGUGGAAGAGAAGUUCAAAGGCAUCAUUUCCAUUCUGGAUGAAGAGUGUCUGAGACCUGGGGAUGCCACAGACACGACCUUCUUGGAGAAACUGGAGGAGACUGUGAAGAACCACCCUCAUUUUCUCACGCACAAGCUGGCUGACCAGAAGACUCGCAAGUCCCUGGGGCGGGAGGAGUUUCGGCUUUCCCACUACGCUGGAGACGUCACCUACAGCGUUGCAGGUUUCCUAGAUAAAAACAACGACCUUCUGUUCCGGAACCUGAAGGAGACCAUGUGCAACUCUGAGAAUCCCAUCAUAAAUCAGUGUUUUGACAGGACAGAGCUGACAGACAAGAAGAGACCUGAAACGGCAGCAACUCAGUUUAAAAACAGCCUCUCCAAGCUCAUGGAAAUCCUCAUGUCCAAAGAACCCUCCUACAUCCGCUGCAUUAAACCCAACGAUGCCAAACAGGCUGAUCGAUUUGAUGAAGUCAUCAUCCGACACCAAGUGAAGUACCUGGGGCUGAUGGAGAACCUCCGGGUGCGCAGAGCUGGCUUUGCCUACCGGAGAAAAUACGAAGUGUUCCUGCAGAGGUACAAAUCCCUUUGUCCUGAGACGUGGCCCACGUGGGACGGGCGGCCCCACGAUGGGGUGGCUGUGCUGGUGAAGCAUCUGGGCUACAAACAGGAAGAGUACAAAAUGGGACGAACAAAGAUUUUUAUCCGCUUUGCCAAGACCUUGUUUGCAACGGAAGAUGCUCUGGAAGUGAGGAAGCAGAGCCUGGCAACCAAAAUGCAGGCCACGUGGAGAGGCUUCUACCGCCGCAAGAAAUUCCUGCACAUGAAACACGCAGCAAUAGCCAUCCAGUCCUGGUGGAGGGGAACGCUGGGACGCCGAAAAGCUGCCAAGAGGAAGUGGGCAGUGGAGACUAUCAGAAGGUUCAUUAAAGGCUUCAUUUACCGGAGCCACCCUCGCUGCCCUGAGAACGAGUAUUUCCUGGACCACAUCCGCUUCUCCUUCCUCAUGAACCUCAAAAGGAACCUACCAAAAAAUGUCUUGGACAAAUCAUGGCCAAUUCCUCCUCCCUCCAUCCGAGAGGCAUCCCAGCUCCUGCGACAGCUCUGUAUGCAGAACAUGGUCUGGACCUACUGCAAGAGAAUCAGCCCUGAGUGGAAACAGCAGCUGGAACAAAAAGUAAUUGCCAGUGAGAUUUUUAAGGGUAAAAAAGACAACUACCCUCAGAGUGUUCCCAGACUCUUCAUCAACACUCGACUUGGUAAUGAAGAGAUAAAUGCUAAAGUCCUUCAGGCCUUAGGAGAUGAAGCAAUUAAGUACGCAGUUCCUGUGACCAAGUACGACCGCAAAGGAUACAAAGCGCGCGCGCGGCAGCUGCUGCUGACCCAGAGCAGCGUCGUCAUCGCCGAGGAGUCCAAGGUCAAACAACGCAUCGACUACAGCAACCUGACAGGCAUCUCUGUCAGCAGCCUGAGCGACAACUUGUUUGUGCUGCACGUGCGCUGCGAGGACAACAAGCAGAAGGGAGAUGUUGUACUUCAGAGUGACCACGUGAUCGAGACCCUGACAAAGACAGCCAUGCAGGCAGGCAAAGUCAACAGCAUCAACAUCAACCAGGGCAGCAUAAAAUUUACAGUUGGGCAAGGCAAAGAAGGCAUCAUUGACUUCAUCUCGGGCUCAGAACUGCUCAUAGCCAAAGCCAAGAACGGCCAUCUAACAGUGGUUGCUCCUCGUUUGAAUUCUCGAUGAUGAACCGUGUCCUCACAGCAGGACCUUUCCCUCCCUUGGUCUGGCUGCACCCUCCAGAGCUGGCUGACAGCAAAAUGCCCUUUUCCUUCCUUGCUUUGCUCAUUUUAUUGUCACCAAAGACCUGCACUUUCAGAAAAAAAAAACCAAACCCACAAAAAACCAUCUUUGCUUUCUUGUCUUAAUAUGAGAUUUCCAAAAGAAAGGCCUUCUCUUCCUUACCUUAGUGGCAAAGGCACAGGUCCAAGGCACUGGCUGUGAAACUGUGGCUCAUGAAAGAUAACUCAGCUGGGCUUUGAGGAGAGAGAGGUAGGUCUGACUCAAAGAGUUCAAGCCUUGAUGGAAAUGACCAAAAACUUGUGCUUGUCAUCAUCAAACAAAGCACAAGCCUGAAAACAAGAGAACUGUGCUGCACUGUCAGCCAAAGCAAUGGAAAUGCCAAACUUCCUAUGCAGGAAGAAUGUCUUAUGAAGAAUUUUGCUCCGAGAUGUUUUGAUGCUUUGUGUUACAAUAUAUUGAAGCCAUAUUGUGUAAAUGAGUAAAACCCUGUAAAUACUUUAUAGCAGAGUAUGAGAGAUGCACUACAAGAAAUGGAGUCGAUGUGGAAACUUCUUUUAGAAGAGUUUUGUUGUUUUUAGUUGAUUAGAAGGUAUUAACUUGAGAAAACCCAUCAUGUAACUUCUCCACUGCUCUGGAGACAGAGACUCUUACCUUGUUUUGAAGUCACCUCUCCCAUUUCUUGCACUAUAGUGAUAUUUUUUUAUACAGCAGGAACUCUUUCAUAUCCAUGCAUCCAAACAAAACCUGCAGAAGUCUCCACUUCUCUCUGCUGCUUUAGGCUGGAAAUGAAACCUUUAGGCCUUGGCCACAGGCUGUACACAUGAGUUCUCCCUCCUGCUGUGUAUGUGUCUGGGAGUCACCACUGCCCCUUCCUCCACACUCACCAGACUCAGAGCAACACCUUCAGAAAAAAAAAGGCUUUUCCUCUUGUUUUUUAGUGAUAACUGGAAGUUGAGUUCCCACAAUACAGCUCCACAACAUUUGCCUCUCAGUACUGCCUUAAGGAGGGGCUAGCCCAGCACCACCAGCAUUAGACUGGCAUGGAAGCAUCUUCCCAGGUGAGCUGUGGGACUCCAUCCUAACCCAAAGCAAGGAGGGGUACAUUUGUGGAUGCUACCUGGCCCCAGACUAUCACAGAGGGUAAUACUAAGCACCUGCACUUAACCCAAAUGGCUACAGUAUGAACAAACAUUCAUCAGACACCUGCUGACUACAUCUCCCAGCUCCAGCUUCCCUUGCCAGGUUCAAGCCCUCCAACAGGGCAUUCUGCAGUCUACUUGCCUUAGACAUUCCUUCACGUUCCACCUUAGUCCUGAAGCAGCAGCAACAGCAGUUGCAGUAAGCCCUCAAUAAAACACAACCAACCAUGUUGCCACUCACCCUCCAUUGGCUCCGUCUCCCACGUGUCGGUUUCUGAUGUUCUGCAGUUACCAAGCACUGUCCCAGACCUGGAAUGCCACGUACACUGCAGCACACAGACACCUCUCCAUGGUGUAUGUUAGUGUACAUGCUAUACAAUGCUGUAGGAUGCUAUUCUAUAACCUCCUCCAGACUAUGCUAAAUAAAUUUUUACAAAGAA
Messenger RNA from Colius striatus (speckled mousebird), 5074 nucleotides. It is a transcript of the gene MYO1C, whose product is annotated as myosin IC. The transcript has 32 exons. The record is from RefSeq and is a predicted model, not a curated record. Gene Ontology annotation, molecular function: ATP binding; microfilament motor activity; actin filament binding. NCBI's taxonomy places the organism in Eukaryota, Metazoa, Chordata, Aves, Coliiformes, Coliidae. Gene Ontology annotation, biological process: actin filament organization; vesicle transport along actin filament. Gene Ontology annotation, cellular component: microvillus; myosin complex; plasma membrane. The coding region runs from base 304 to 3438 and encodes 1044 amino acids.